AUGGGGCGCAAGCCGACUGAAUUCAACGCGUUUGACGUCGAGUUGCCGAAGGAGCCAUUCGACCCCAAGCCGUACAGGUUGCACGUUCGCAAGUAUCCUGGCAUUGCCAGUGGCUUGGGGGCCGAGUAUUUCUACCGUGAGGAUCAGCGCAGCCCGCUGACGUAUUACCACCUUCGUUGCCCCGCAGCCGGCGACACCGUGUUGGUGGGUGCCACCGAUGCCCGGGCCAUCCAGGCCAGGACGAUUGACAAUUACGUGAAGGAGAGAACACGUGGCUUUGCCGUGCAGCUGAUUCUCGAGGGUCGAGGAGUCAAGGCUUAUUUCGAGCCGAAGUAUCCCUUCCUGAAGGUUCGACUGGGCGUAGGUGCGAAAGUGCGGGACCUGACAGAGUACGUCACACGGGAUCCAGACAUCACGGUGAGCGUCAGCAAAGCUGGUGACCUUGUGGUUGUCCACGGCCCAAACAAGGAGCGGGUUGGAACCUUGGCAUUUCGCCUCUACAAGAAGAUGACACCGAUACUGAUGCCGUAUACUGGCAAAGGUGCCCACUUCGCCUUCCAUCCGGUGAAGAGAAAGCCGAUGCGGAAGAAGUAG
Molecule: messenger RNA, 594 nt
Organism: Symbiodinium sp. CCMP2456
Lineage: Eukaryota; Dinophyceae; Suessiales; Symbiodiniaceae
Source: the annotation of a GenBank genome assembly